Aspergillus nidulans FGSC A4 is the source of this 1326-nucleotide messenger RNA. Its product is annotated as putative amino acid permease. Gene Ontology annotation, cellular component: membrane. The record is from RefSeq and is a predicted model, not a curated record. Lineage: Eukaryota; Fungi; Ascomycota; Eurotiomycetes; Eurotiales; Aspergillaceae. Bases 1 to 1326 code for a protein of 441 amino acids. Gene Ontology annotation, biological process: transmembrane transport. The transcript is spliced from 5 exons.
AUGUCCUCGAACGACUGGGGGAUGCUCUCUCACGUCUUCCUCGUCCUCUCCGCACUAGGAGAAGUGGCUUCCUUCUCACGAGAGCCAAUCACCCUACAUACUCAAGCAAAACGAUUCUGCGGUCCGUCGUUGGGCUUCACACUGGGAUGGAUAUACUGGCUCAAGUAUAUGAUGGUCAUUAUCAACCAAAUCACUGCAGGUGUCUUGGUACUGUCCUUUUGGACUAAUCUCGGGAUUGGGCAGAAGGCGGCGUAUAUUACGGUUUUUCUUGCUGUGAUCCUUAGCAUGAAUUACUGGAGUGGCCGCUUCCUCGGUCGCUAUGAAGUCCUUCUCUCGUCCUUUAAGAUUCUGGUAGUUUUGGGUCUUAUGAUGCUGUCACUUGUUAUCGCACUCGGAGGUGGUCCGAACCAUAAAAAGGGCUUUCAUUACUGGAGAAUGCCUGGUGCGUUUGCCAACGAGGAGGAUAGAUCCGCGUUAGGAGUGUUUCGUGCCAUUUUCAGAACGUUCCCUCCAACCACGCUAUCUUACCUGGGAACCGAACUUAUAGGAAUGGCCGUACUGCACACGCAAGAUUCCAAAAAGGCUGCAGCUCGAGCAAUUCAGCAGACAUUCUAUCGCAUCUUGGCCUUUAACCUUGUCGUUGUCACGUUGUUGGGAAUGGCGAUCCCUUACGACGAAGACAUACUAGAGUUGUCUAUCUACACCUCCAAGCGCAGAGCUAUGGCUUUUGUUGUGGCUGUUCAGGUGGCCCAUGUUACUGUGCUACCGGAUAUCCUGAAUGCUUGUAUCCUUAUAUUUGUGGUGUCGUCGGCAAGCAGGGCCCUUUGUAUGGCUACCAGGAUUAUUCGCGAGCUCUCCCUUGAGGAAAAUGCACCUCAUUUCCUUCGUCGCGUCAACAAACGAGGAGUGCCCGUCUACGCUCUAGGAGGAAAAGGCGCUAUGGAGGAGUCGAAUCAUUCCGGUAUGGUUGAUAUGAGGCGACGUCACUGGCACUCUGAUGGCGAUCGUGCUCGUAACCCUGCAGGUCUAACCUCAUCAAUAUGCCCAAGUAUCGAAUACCGGCUACGUAUGGAACGAGGCAACGCGCGAUCCAACAACUCAUGCAAUAUUGACGGCCAUACAGUAAUGUGGGCGUGGGAUCCUGGAAAACAGCACACCGAUACGAAACAUUCCAUGAAGGCGUCAAUACUCACAGACUGUAUAGCAUGUAUAUAUAUCUAUGUCGAGGAAUCAGAGAGGAGCUUCGUUGGAAAAGCCUUAGCGACAAAUGCACAAUGCGGUCUUAUAGAGCGCGCCCACUCACACUGCUUCAUGUUCCCCCUGUGA